GGGCGCCGAGCAGUCCGGGGAAGGCGUGGACGCGUAUGCGCGGAGGCUGGCGCGUGAGGCUCUCGCCAGGCGGGGAGGCGCGGCGGAGGGCGGCGGAGGCGGCGGCGGCGGCGGCGGCGAGCCAUCCUGGCUCGAGAAGCCCCUGACGAUCGACAUCAUGCAGGGGCAAGGCGGGGAGGCGGUCGAGAUGAACGCCGAACGGAUGGGCGCGAUGAUCGAGCAGCUGCUCGGGGGGGCGGGCGGCGGCGAGGGGCAGGAGGUGGAGGUCCGCGUCCUGGUGGGGCAGGGGGGGGAUGUCACGGCGCGGCUGGCGGCGCAGCUCGAGGAUCUGCCCGCCCCCUUCCGCGAGAUGAUCGAGGCGCUCAACGGGCAGAGCAUCGGCGCUUCGGCGAGGAGGCCGGCGGGAGAGGGCGAGGAGGAGGAGGAGGUGGAGAGCGUGGACUAGCUCGACAGAGCGGCCCAAAACCUCAUGUUCGCUCUUUGCCGACGCAACUCUGCCUCAGCGCUGAGUCUGACCGGGGCCGCGCUGUCGACUUGUCAGUUGCAGGCGAGGGGGGCGGCGCGCCCAGAGAGACCGGGCCUCAUGGUCUCCUGGCUCCUCUGGCUUAAAACCGAGGAUCCCAGAAGGCAGAAGAGGGGCACUAGUCUCACAUAUAGUCAGGUGUGUGUGUUUGAAGAGAGAGAGAACGAAGCCAUUUUCCAGGUCCGUAAAAAGCGUCCG
Molecule: messenger RNA, 721 nt
Organism: Emiliania huxleyi CCMP1516
Lineage: Eukaryota; Haptophyta; Isochrysidales; Noelaerhabdaceae
Exons: 6
Coding region: 158-445 (95 amino acids)
Source: RefSeq, a predicted model, not a curated record